AUGUUUUUUGUAUUCUGCCUGCUUUCUUUACUGUCCUUGACAAACGCCUUGAAUUUUGGAUGUGGAUGCAGCACGUGCCCAUGUGGAUCCAGCUCAUAUGGUUACGGAGGACGAGCAGCGUAUGGAUACAGCGGAUAUAAUGGAUAUCAGUCAUCUUAUGCAUCUUCAUCCUAUCCUUCCGGGUCUUAUUAUUCCUCCUAUCCACCUGGUCAAAUCUCCGGCUAUAUUCUUAGACCUGUUGGUCCCAUUAAGAACAGUGGAGGGUAUGCUGUAGCUGGUGGAUAUAAUGGAGGUUCCGGAAUACCAGUUGUCCAUCAGCAAUACGGACAAAUUGGGUAA
Messenger RNA from Strongylus vulgaris, 339 nucleotides. NCBI's taxonomy places the organism in Eukaryota, Metazoa, Nematoda, Chromadorea, Rhabditida, Strongylidae. The record is from the annotation of a GenBank genome assembly.